Messenger RNA from Podospora anserina S mat+, 1284 nucleotides. RefSeq lists its product as uncharacterized. The record is from RefSeq and is a predicted model, not a curated record. Gene Ontology annotation, molecular function: oxidoreductase activity. The transcript is spliced from 5 exons. Lineage: Eukaryota; Fungi; Ascomycota; Sordariomycetes; Sordariales; Podosporaceae. The coding region runs from base 1 to 1284 and encodes 427 amino acids.
AUGAAAGGUAUUCAGGGUGUUGUGCAAUUGUCACUGCUCCGCAAUCCUGCCUUUCCCCUCGACGUAGUCGACAAACUCCAGGAUGAGACCAUGCCCAAGGUCCAAGCCUGGCUGGACAAGCAGCACAAAGCGGGCAAAGCCACAAACUGCACGCUCGAGAAUGCCGCCGUCAGACAAGAGUGGAGCGAUAUGACGGUCGAAGCCCGUCAAGAAUACGUCCGGGCCGUCCUCUGCCUCCAGAAGAAGCCUCCCCGGGCCCCCAAAGACAAGGUCCCUGGCUCACUCAGCCGCUUCGACGACUUUGUUGCCACACACAUGACGCAGGCGGGAGAGCUUCACGGCCCAACGAAUCUCUUUGCUGCCCAUCGGUACUUCAUCUACGUGUACGAGAAGGCCUUGAGAGAGGAGUGUGGGUAUACAGGAUACCAGCCGUACAUGAACUACGACCGCUACGUCGCCGACCCCUUGAACUCUCUCCUCUUUGACGGGUCACCAGCCAGCAUGUCCGGCAACGGCGAGCUCGCGCCCUACAACGGCAUCCCUCAACCGUUUCCCCGUCCAUACGAUCGCAUUCCUGCUGAUCAAGGCGGUGGCUUCUCCCUCGGCCCCAAGGGCUCCGUCGUCCGGGACAUCCCCCCCAACCCCCAGCGCGACGGCCUCGGCUCCAACCCCCGCUGUCUCCGCCGUGAUGUCAACCGGUUCAGCGUCGCCGGCGCAAAAGCAAACUACACCUACCACUUGAUCACCCAGCACAACGACGUCGACAGCUUCUACAACAGGUACCUCGGCCAACCCCAGCUCAAGGGUGACCCCAAUCCAUGGGGUCUUCACAACGCGGGACAUUACCUGAUUGGCGGUGAUCCCGGGGGUGUAUGUUCUCCUAACCUUCGCCACCUUUUCAUUUCGGCGCUAACAUAUGCUGAAGGACUUUUACUGCUCACCAGGCGACCCCCUCUUCUACUUCCACCACGGCGCGCUGGACCGCAUCUGGUGGAUCUGGCAGAUGAACGACCCCGAAAACAGAAUCAACGCCGUGCCCGGGCAGGCCAUGCCUGGUGGCCACAACCACGGGAGACGACAGACCACCCAGCCGAAGAAUGCGCUCGACUCGGUCAUCGACCUGGGGUGGACGGCGCCGGGGGUGAGGUUGGAGGAGAUGAACGAUCAGCUGGGUGGGUUGGGAGGGGAGAUGUGCUAUAUCUAUGUCUGAUCACUUUUUCUCACUCACGGACAGAUGGGAGAGGAAGAUUUUUCGGGCGAGGGGAAUUUUUUGAAGGUGGUUGA